AUGGACAAUAAUGAUAUUAAUAUUGAAGUUUGUGUAGAUAGUUUAGAAUCAUGUUUAAAUGCAGUUAGAGGAGGUGCAAGUAGAUUGGAACUAUGUUCAGCAUUGUUUCUUGGUGGAUUGACACCUACCUAUGGAAUGAUGAAAGCAGUUAAAGAUCAUCUACCACCAUCGUUUCCCGUCAAUGUAAUGAUCAGACCUCGUGAAGGUGACUUUUGCUACUCUAGAGCAGAGAUUGAUAUAAUGAAACAUGACAUUGAAAUGGUCAAACAAUUGGGUUAUCAUGGUGUUGUUUUUGGUGUUCUCACAGUCUCUGGAACCAUAGAUAUUAAUGUUACAAAGGAAUUGGUUCAAUGUUCAUUACCACUAUCAAUUACAUUUCAUAGAGCUUUUGACAUGUGUAGAGAUUAUAAAGAAGCAUUCAAAGAUUUAAUAUCAAUUGGAAGUAUUGAUCGUUUGUUAACAAGUGGAUUAGAGUCAUCUGUUAUGGAAGGAAUUGAUACAAUCUCUGAAUUGUUGGAAUUGGCAAAUAAUAAUAAUAAUAAUAAUAAUAAUAAUAAUAAUAAUAAUAAUCAAGUUGUAAAUAAUAAUAAUAAUAAUAAUAAUACAUUAAAAUCGCAUUCAAUUAUUAUAAUGCCAGGUGGAGGUGUAACUGAAAGGAAUAUAAACAAGAUUGUCAAGAUUUUGAAACCAAAGGGGUUGAAAGAAAUCCAUUUGUCUGGUCGAGUCAAACAAGAAUCUAGAAUGGAGUAUCGGAAUACCAGAGUAUUCAUGGGUGGAGAAUUACGACAAUCUGAAUAUUCAUUGGCCAUUGUUGACGAUAAAAAGAUUCAAUCAUUCUUGUCAAAUGCUAAUAAAUAA
Molecule: messenger RNA, 858 nt
Organism: Cavenderia fasciculata
Lineage: Eukaryota; Evosea; Eumycetozoa; Acytosteliales; Cavenderiaceae
Gene: cutc
Product: copper homeostasis protein
Exons: 2
Coding region: 1-858 (285 amino acids)
Molecular function (GO): copper ion binding
Source: RefSeq, a predicted model, not a curated record